GAUGAAUGCAAGCCGAUGAGUUAAAUGGUGGUGGUAAGAGAAGUGAGAAACAUGUUUUGGGGUGUGACAAUAGAUGGGGGAAAGCGGUACAGCCAGACAGUGGAGAGGUCCUUCCAUAUCUCCAUGGCUGCCUUGGAACCGAGUUCAGCUAAAGGAUGUGUGUCCCUUAUGAUACAGCAUGAAAAAGCCGAGUUUCUGUUGUGUACGCUUGACACCAAAAACAUUUACCAACAGCCUCUGGAUCUGAACUUUACUGAGGGAGAGGAAGUGACCUUUUUCUUGACAGGAUCAGGAAUCAUUCAUUUAACAGGCUUUUUGGUGGAGGAUGAAGAGGAAGGCAUGGAGUAUUCUCAUGACAUGGACUCCUCAGAUUAUGACUCCUCUGAUGAAGAAGCCCCAGAAUUGGUAACACCUCCAUCUUCUGCAAAAGUCAAAGCAUCAGAUAUAAAGCGUAAGCUGACCAACACUUAUGAUGCUGUGCCUGCGAAAAAGACGAAGAAUCAGCAGUUUUUAGAUGACAGUGACGAUGACAGCUCAGACCCAGAUUAUAUGGAUGAGAAAGAAUCCGAUGAAGAUUCAGAAAGUGAUGAGGAGGAUGAAGAUGACAUCCCAGCUGGGUGGGAGGAAGAGGAUGACGAUGAUGAUGACGAUGAAGAUGAUGAUGACGAUGAAGAAGAAGAAGAAAGAAAAACUCCAACCUCCGCAAAACAAAAGUCCAAUAAGGUCACAAAACAUGACAAACAGAAACAAACACCCAAAAACAUGUCCAAAGUCAGCACUCCAAAAUCGGCAGCAUCAGCCUCAAAGUCUCCUAUGCCCAAAACACCUGUAACAGACAGCAUGCCUGAAGCGGGUGACACGACGGAGGGGAAGAAAAAAAAGAAGAAGAAGAAGAAAAAGAAGAAGACUGAUGGAGAAGGACAGUCUGCUAAUGGACCAGAAGAGGGUGGGAGUAAAGUUAAAGCCCAGGACAAAGCAUCUCCACAAAAGAAGGUAGUGGCUGGGGGCACGGUGGUGGAGGAGGUGAGGGUGGGGCAUGGACCAGAGGCUAAGCCUGGGAAAAUGGUCCAUGUGUAUUACUCCGGAAAAUUGACAUCUGGGAAGCAGUUUGAUUCAUGUACAUCCGGCAAACCAUUCCGCUUCAAGCUGGGCAAACAGGAAGUGAUCAAGGGCUGGGACAAUGGGGUCUCUGGAAUGAAGGUUGGAGGGAAGAGACGACUGACAGUGCCAGCUAAUCAGGGCUAUGGCAACCAACGACAGGGACCCAUUCCUGCAAACAGCACGCUGAUUUUUGAUGUUGAACUUAAGGCUGUUAGCUAAUCAUGUGAAAAACCAGUAAAAUUUUACAUUACAGUAUUGAUGUAUUUGAUUUCAUUCAUUUUCUGCUGGCUGUUAUAAAAUAAUGCCAUGAUGAAAUCUGUACACAUGUAA
Liolophura sinensis is the source of this 1431-nucleotide messenger RNA. Its product is annotated as 46 kDa FK506-binding nuclear protein-like. Lineage: Eukaryota; Metazoa; Mollusca; Polyplacophora; Chitonida; Chitonidae. The coding region runs from base 25 to 1320 and encodes 431 amino acids. Gene Ontology annotation, cellular component: chromatin; nucleolus. The transcript has 13 exons. The record is from RefSeq and is a predicted model, not a curated record. Gene Ontology annotation, molecular function: peptidyl-prolyl cis-trans isomerase activity.